AUGUCGAAAUCCAAACAACGGGAUCAACUACCACCAUUUGGAACACUCGUUCGUGUUUCUGAACCCCCAGAAGAGGAAGAAAAGGGUUGUGUAAGGGUGAAGACAGUUAAAGGAUCUAAAGGUGGAAAUGACGAUGACACACAUGAAGAAAACGGAGUUCUAUUUUGGGUUAACAAAAGUGGAUUUCCAAUUGACAAUAGGACAUGGGAUCGAAUGUGGGAUCACGUGUCGAGAAUACAUCCAGAUGGUUACAGCAUGAUCAACAAAAUUAGAAAUAAAUCUGAUCUACCUCAGAUUCCUAUACAACAGGCACCAUUAAACUUUCCGUCUUCCAUGCCUGCACAAGAACGACUGGAUAAGGUUCAAAACUACAUGAAGUCGCUUCAAUAUAAUCAUACCGGAACACAGUUUUUUGAAAUCAGGAAGCAGAGACCACUAUCAGGGUUGAUGGACUGUGCCAGAGAAAUGAUUAAAGAAGCUCUUCCCAUCAAAUGCUUGGAGGCUGUGAUUCUUGGGUUAUUUUUAACCAAUGGUUUUCUUGGUGUCGAACGCUUUCCGCUAAGUUUUAAGAGUGUGUUUGGUGGAAAUGUACAUAGACAUGUAGUACUAGGGAUAUAUUAUGCUGGUAAAUAUGGUUCCAUUGGUAUGAGCAGGAGGGAUGAACUGAUGUACAAACCUGUUGUCUAUAAGUCUCUCUCGGAAUUGGUUUUUGAAUUUGAAAGAUCUUACAAUAUGUUUAAACAUGACGUAAAGAAGGUAAAAAUCGGGCUGCCUGUUCCGCAUGAUCCUCACAGCUAUGAACUCAUCAACUGGAAGGCCCUUACUAUAAACAUGAACAAAAUGAGUCAAAAAGAAGUGACCAAAGACCUUGAUGUUGUGGCCAAGGAAAUUCGGACAAAAGCCAAACUCAACUCUCUGAAUCCCGAGGCUAGUUAUGCGAAGGUAAAAUGUCACCACUAGUCCCGGUCGUGGGUUACUCAGCCUUCUUCACCAAGGAAAAAUAUCACCUCUAUCGAUAUGACCACUGGUAGAGACACAUAUGCGAGCAACAGUCUAAAGCAGGCAUCAAAAAUUUACAGAUCACAAACAAUGGUAGGUUCAUCCGACAAUGGCGCCGUUAGGAGGAAAUCUACAGAUCCCGCAGACUAUCAGAUACGAAUAUGA
This is a messenger RNA of Ylistrum balloti, 1164 nucleotides long. RefSeq names its product tubulinyl-Tyr carboxypeptidase 2-like. The record is from RefSeq and is a predicted model, not a curated record. NCBI's taxonomy places the organism in Eukaryota, Metazoa, Mollusca, Bivalvia, Pectinida, Pectinidae. The transcript is spliced from 11 exons. Gene Ontology annotation, biological process: regulation of angiogenesis. Gene Ontology annotation, cellular component: cytoplasm.